This is a messenger RNA of Sugiyamaella lignohabitans, 2193 nucleotides long. RefSeq names its product Tos4p (gene TOS4). The record is from RefSeq and is a predicted model, not a curated record. The transcript has a single exon. Bases 1 to 2193 code for a protein of 730 amino acids. NCBI's taxonomy places the organism in Eukaryota, Fungi, Ascomycota, Dipodascomycetes, Dipodascales, Trichomonascaceae. Gene Ontology annotation, molecular function: protein binding.
AUGGACCAAUUUCCCCCUUCGUCUCCUCCUGAGGCAUCUGCUUCUGCUUCUACCAGACAAAAGCUACCUCGUCAUGAAUUUGAUAUUGGUCGUCUUCACCAGAAAUUAAUGGCCACGUCCAAUUCCCUUCAACCAGUAGACGGUUUGGGACUUAGUUCUCAAAAGUCUGGAUUAUUACCUGCUUUUGUUCCAACUGAUGUUAUUGAUAAAUCUAAAUCUAUUGGUAAGGGUUAUGACAGAUUGCCAAUUAAAAUUCAUGAAGAUACAGGACCAUUCUCUCCGUCUGCUAAAGCUUCUUCUAAUAACAUAGAUCAAGCCCGCAUGUUCUAUCCUACCCCAGACCCUUCUUCUACUAUUGGAGAUAGAUCUUCGUCUCCUGGCAGACAGAAAAUAGCUGUUAGUCGUAAUAAUGAGCCUUCGUCUCCCGUUAAACGAAACCGCGACUCUUCUACUGAUUUACUAAAAUCCAAGAAAUCUGCCAACUCUAGUGCUAGCAAUUAUCCAACAUUCGCUCCUUCUCAUGCACAAGAGCAGUCGUUUACAAUUAGAUCACCAUUAUCUGCUGUCGCGCUAGUUCGUCUUCCCACCUCUGGUAAGACUGUCACAAUUGGCAGGUCAUCGCAAUCCUGUGAUGUUGCCUUGUCUAGAAAGAACAAGCUCGUGUCUCGAGUACAUGCCAGUGUCAGAUAUACCGCAUCUACUAACACCCUCUCAAUGGAGUGUUUAGGAUGGAAUGGUUUGACUGUGGUUGUGCCAUUUUAUGACAAAAAAGUCGAUCAACAAACCCUUCAUGACGGGUAUCCUACAGCCACUGGUACUUCCGACUAUGAAGUACCUAAAGGGCAUGGUGUUGAAGUGGACUAUGUUCCUGGCAUCACUAUUGAUAUCAGAGGUGAACGCGCAUUAUUGGAAAUCGUCGACGACGACGUCAAUGAUGACACUGAGGACGAGAGUGUGGCAGGAUCUCAAGUAAACACCAAGUCAUCUACUCCCCAGCCUGAAUCAUCCCUCCAAUCAAUUGACCAUCACACCCUUGAAAAUGUGAUGCAAGUCGAAUCCAACGACAAACAACUCAACACAGAUGCCUCUAACAAUAAUGCUCUACCGGCAUUACCUGAGCAAGAGAACCAACCUUCGACUCCCGACUGUCCUAAUACCCCGUCUCGCAACGCCGAAUUCUCUGUAGAAGCUGCCCAAGUCGCAACUCCCCCAGCUGCUUCCGAGAACGACCAAGUAUCAAGACAGCUGCCGCCAUCGUCUCCUCAUUUUGCUGGCUCCACUCCCUCCAUCUCCAUGCUCUCAUCCCCUGUCAGAGAGCGAGAGCGUUUAGUCCACGAAGACAUGCCACUAGUCGAAGAAGAAGAAGAGGAAGAGCAAGAAGUGGAAGAACAAGAGGAACAUCUUGAAACAACUUCAGAUCAAGUUACAACUCCCAAGACCGCGGAAACUCUAAACGAAACUAUUGCUGCUGUACACACUGUGCCCUCUGAAAAUACAGUCUCACAGAAAGAGGUGGUGACCUCUAGAUCCUCCUCAGAACAACCCGAGAUUCCUAAACACCUCCACAGCAAACCGACCCUGGCGCCAACAGCCUCAUCUACGCCCUCGACACCCCGUCCACUGUCCGACUCUGUCUCCCUCAACAUCAAAACAGAACGUCUUGACUCAUUAUCACCACAAACCAACUCUCGAUUUAAACGAGCAGCCUCCGAAGAGCCCUCGAAAAAGCGCAAAAAGGUCAAACAGGAAGAUGAGUCUGAUCAAGAUUUAGAACUUGGUGCUGAAGAAAUCCAAAAAAUUUCACACCUCGUUGCCAAUAACCUAGCAUUCUCCAGACUAUCGUCUACCCCUAUCUCCACAUUACGCAAGGCUCUAGGAGUUCUCUCGUCAGUGCCAAAAUCAAAACUUCGCGACAUCCUCUCUAAUAUCAAAUGUGUUGGUGUCAUUCAGAGAUCCGGUAAAGAUGCUGCUGGCAAACCCUUGGAAGAGGAGUACUACUAUCUCCCAGAAAACGACGAUGACGAGCACCGACGUCUGAUGCUCGAACAAUCUCGAGGCCAUGGCGGUCUAAGGUCUUGUAGACGACAGCACAAGCAGGUAAGUAACCCAUCUCACCCUCCCCUUAAAACAAUACUAACAAAAACAGUACUACUGGAAGAAACCUUCGGGCAGGUAGACAACACCCCCGGUUAA